UGUGCGCCUGCGCAGUGAGGCGAGUCUGACCUUCAUUGAAGUCACCAUGUUCGCCAGGACCACCGCGGCGCUGUUUUUGCCACAAUGUGGCCAGGUCAGGAACAUGGCUACCUUGAAGGACAUCACCAUCCGGUUGAAGUCCAUCAAGAACAUCCAGAAAAUCACCAAGUCCAUGAAGAUGGUGGCCGCAGCCAAGUACUCCAGGGCUGAGAGGGCUCUGAAGCCAGCCCGCGUCUAUGGAACUGGAGCCCUGGCUCUGUAUGAGAAGGCGGAGAUCAAAGCUCCGGAGGAUAAGCAGAAGCACGUGAUCAUCGGCGUGUCGUCCGACCGAGGCCUGUGCGGAGCCAUCCACUCCAACGUGGCCAAGGCCAUGAAGAGCGAGAUCAAUAGGCUGGCUGGGUCUGGCAAAGACGUGAUGGUGGUGAGCAUAGGAGACAAGCUGAGAGGCUUAUUGUACAGGACCCACGGGAAGCACUUCUUGAUCAACUGUAAGGAGGUGGGCCGCAAACCUCCCACCUUCGCCGACGCCUCCCAGAUCGCCACCGAGCUGCUCGACUCGGGCUUCGAGUUUGACCAGGGCACCAUCUUCUACAACAGAUUCAGGUCUGUUAUUUCAUACAAGACUGAUGAAAAGCCCCUUUUCUCCAUGGAUACUGUGGCAAACUCGGAGAACAUGAGCAUUUACGAUGACAUCGACGCGGACGUGCUGAGGAACUACCAGGAGUUCGCCCUGGUCAACAUCAUCUACUAUGGCAUGAAGGAGUCCACCACCAGCGAGCAGAGCGCCAGGAUGACCGCCAUGGACAGCGCCAGCAAGAACGCCUCCGAGAUGAUCGACAAGCUGACCCUGACCUUCAACCGCACCCGCCAGGCCGUCAUCACCAAGGAGCUGAUCGAGAUCAUCUCUGGAGCCGCCGCUCUAUGAAUGUGGGAAUCCUUCUUCCUGUCACCACUGGGGUGGUUCCGGUGCACUUGCUGAAACUCCGUCACUCUUCUG
Megalops cyprinoides (Indo-Pacific tarpon) is the source of this 997-nucleotide messenger RNA. Its product is annotated as ATP synthase subunit gamma, mitochondrial-like. The transcript is spliced from 9 exons. Gene Ontology annotation, molecular function: proton-transporting ATP synthase activity, rotational mechanism. The coding region runs from base 47 to 925 and encodes 292 amino acids. NCBI's taxonomy places the organism in Eukaryota, Metazoa, Chordata, Actinopteri, Elopiformes, Megalopidae. Gene Ontology annotation, biological process: proton motive force-driven ATP synthesis. The record is from RefSeq and is a predicted model, not a curated record.